CGCAGCGCGAGUGCACGCGCGGUACGACAGGCGAGUGAUUGUAGCCGAGAAGAAAAAGGAGAGAGCAGAGAGUGGAGCUGAAGGAGGAGGACGACGUGACGGGAGGACUGUGACCAGGAGCUCUCAGGACUACGACACACACACACACACACACAGAGGAGAAACUGGAUCAUAUCUGAGGCACAUUUGGAGAUUCGUGCAGCGGGAGACGUGGUGCGGACUGUUACGCACGACAGCGUUUCCCUGCGGUAAAAUCAGCAGGACUUUUUUGGACAGGACGCGCACGGACGGCUUGCCUGCUCUUCCUCGUCACAAACAGAGGGUUUAUAGCGGGGAGGUUUACGGAGCAGCGGACUGAAGGCACAGAGGAGGAGUUGGGAUGUCCUGAGUUAGUCCUCCGGGCCCAGAGAGCGGUGUGCUGAUGGGACCUGCUGCGCCACCAUGAGCUUACAAGAUGGCGGCUGCAGCUACGCCAGCAGCGCCAACAUGGCCACCGCUAGUGGCAGCAUGCGGCGGCGCCUGGAGGACCAGGAGUUCUCCUUGCGCGUCUACCCAGGCGCCUUGGCUGAGGGGACCAUCUACUGCCCUGUCAGCGCCCGCAAGAACACCACAGCUGCUGAAGCCAUCGAGUGCCUCAUUGAGCUGUUGCGUCUGGAUCGUACCAAGUGCUACGUGUUGGCCGAGGUGAAGGAGUUUGGCGGGGAGGAAUGGAUCCUGAACCCUGGCGACUGCCCUGUUCAGCGGAUGAUGUUGUGGCCACGGAGCGCCUUGGAGAACCGCAGCGGCCUGGGCAGUGGCGAUGACUACCGCUUCCUCCUGCGGGAGAAGAACCUGGAUGGAUCUAUUCAUUAUGGCGGCAGCCUGCAGAUGUGGCUGCGGGUGACUGAGGAGCGUCGCCGCAUGGUGGAGCGGGGUUUCCUCCCCCAGCCUGCAGGGAGCGACCCUCCGUCCGACCUCUGCGCUCUCCCGGAGCUAGCAGAACGCACCAUUUUGGAAAGCCUGCGUGCACGUUUCCGCCAGGAGAAGAUCUACACUUACAUUGGGAGUAUUCUUAUUGUUGUUAACCCCUUUCAGUUCCUGCCAAUCUACAAUCCCAAAUAUGUCAAAUUGUACGACAACCACACGCUGGGGAAGCUGGAGCCCCAUAUUUAUGCUGUGGCGGAUGUGGCGUAUCAUGCCAUGCUGCAGCGACGGAAGAACCAGUGCAUAGUGAUAUCUGGGGAGAGCGGGUCUGGGAAGACUCAGAGCACCAACUUCCUCAUUCAUCACCUGACUGCGCUCAGCCAGAAGGGAUUCGCCAGCGGGGUGGAGCAGAUCAUCCUGGGAGCGGGGCCAGUGUUGGAAGCCUUUGGGAACGCUAAGACUGCCCACAACAACAACUCCAGCCGCUUCGGCAAGUUCAUUCAGGUCAACUACCAGGAGAGUGGCACCGUCAGAGGAGCGUAUGUGGAGAAGUACCUGCUGGAGAAAUCACGUCUGGUGUACCAGGAGCACAAUGAGAGGAACUACCAUGUUUUCUACUACCUGUUGGCCGGAGCCAGUGAAGAAGAGAGGAAGUCCUUCCAUCUGCUCAAACCUGAGGAAUACCACUACCUCAACCAGAUGACAAAGAAAUUGCACAAACUCCACUGGGACAAUUACUAUGAGAGCGAUCUGCAGGACUGCUUCACAGUGGAAGGAGAGGAUCUGAAACACGACUUUGAGCGGCUGCAGCUGGCUAUGGAGAUGGUCGGCUUCUUACCCACCACACGCAAACAGAUCUUCUCGCUGCUGUCAGCAAUCCUCCACCUGGGAAACAUUCGCUACAAGAAGAAGACCUACAGGGACGAUUCCAUCGACAUCUGCAACCCAGAGGUCCUGCCCAUCGUCUCAGAGCUGCUAGAGGUCAAAGAGGAGAUGCUGCUGGAAGCGCUGACGACCAGGAAGACUGUGACUGUUGGAGAGAGGCUUAUCGUACCCUACAAACUUGCUGAGGCUGGCACGGUGAGGGACUCCAUGGCCAAGUCUCUGUACAGCGCGCUGUUUGACUGGAUUGUGUUCAGGACCAACCAUGCCCUGCUGAACAACAAGGACCUGGAGGACAAUUCAAAGAUCCUGUCGAUAGGAGUCCUGGACAUCUUUGGUUUUGAGGAUUAUGAGAACAACAGUUUUGAACAGUUCUGCAUCAACUUCGCCAACGAACGACUGCAGCACUACUUCAACCAACACAUCUUCAAAUUAGAACAGGAGGAGUACAGGGCAGAGGGCAUCACCUGGCACAACAUCGAAUACAUCGACAACAGCAGCUGCCUCAACCUCAUCAGCAAGAAACCCACAGCGCUGUUCCACCUGCUGGACGAGGAGUGCAAUUUCCCCCAGGCUUCCAAUCAGACCUUGCUGGACAAGUUCAAGCGUCAGCAUGAAGGAAACAGCUACAUCGAGUUCCCUGCUGUCAUGGAGCCCGCCUUCAUCAUCAGACACUACGCUGGUAAAGUCAAGUACGGAGUCAAGGACUUCAGGGAGAAAAACACUGACCACAUGCGUCCCGACAUUGUGGCUUUGCUCAAGAGCAGCAAGAACGCCUUCAUCUGUGGCCUGAUGGGAAUCGACCCUGUGGCGACCUUCCGCUGGGCCGUGCUGCGAGCCUACUUCAGAGCCCUGGUGGCUUUCAGGGAGGCCGGCCGCAGACACACCCACAAAAAAACUGGUAAUGAUGCAGCAGUUCCCUGUAGUGUUGUCAAAACUGUCGACAGCUUUAGUUUCCUCCAUCAUCCGGUUCACCAAAGGAGCCUUGAGAUCCUUCAAAGAUGCAAAGAUGAGAAAUACAGUAUCACCAGGAAGAAUCCCCGGACACCUCUGUCAGAUCUUCAAGGCACCAAUGCCCUGAAUGAGAAGGCCAGCUGGGAUGGCUACGGUGUCGGCUGCAACGGUCGCAGCUCCAGGACCGGUCGUAUGUCCUCGACAGGAAGUCCCGCCCUGGAAGAAGACGGGAUUUUCAUCAACUCGACCAGCAGCAAGCUCCUGGAGAGAGCUCAGGGCAUCCUGCUGAGAAACAAAAACAUCAAAAGCAAGCCAACCCUUCCCAAGCACUUGUUGGACGUGAAGUCUCUGCGUUACCUGAGCAGCGUGACGCUCCACGACCGCAUCACCAAGUCUCUGCUUCACCUGCACAAGAAGAAGAAGCCGCCCAGCAUCAGCGCACAGUUCCAGGCGUCCCUCAAUAAGCUGAUGGAGACUCUUGACCAAUCAGAGCCGUACUUUGUGAAGUGUAUUCGCUCCAACGCUGAGAAGCUGCCGUUGCGUUUCAAUGACAGCCUGGUGCUCAGACAGCUCAGAUACACAGGUAUGCUGGAAACCGUCCGGAUCCGACAAUCAGGAUACAGCAUCAAGUACACCUUCCAGGACUUUGUGCGUCACUUUCAUGUGCUGCUGCCUCGAGGCACGAGUGCGACCAAGUCAGGCAUCAGGGAGUUUUUCAGACGGAUCCACCUGCCGCCUGCUGGGUAUCAAGUUGGCAACACGAUGGUGUUCCUGCGGGAGGCGGAGCGUCAGCGUCUUCAGACCCUCCUCCACCAGGAAGUGCUGCGGCGAAUUGUCAUGCUGCAGCGCCGCUUCAGGGCCGUCCUGGAGAGGAAGCACUUUGUCGAUAUGAGGAGAGCCGCCGCUGUCAUCCAGCGAUGGUGGCGAGGCUGCCUCCUCAAGCAGUCCACCAUGGACUCUGGUGAUGAGGAGGAGGCGGCGGUGUGCCUGCAGGCGGCCUGGAGGAGCUACAGGGAGCGCAGGAGGUUCCUGCAGAGGCGAGAUUCUGCAAUCGUCAUACAGAGGAGCUGGAGACAUUACUGUCACCGCAGAUCUUUGGCCGCUCUAACCAUUCAGACAGCCUGGAGAGGGUUCACAGUGAGGAGCCGCUACUGUCGGACGUACAGGACGGUGACGCAGCUGCAGGCGAUGGGCAGGGGACACCUGGCUCGACUCAGGUUCAGAGAAGUGAAGGAGCAGCAUGAAAGACAGCAGAGUCCACCACCAGAGAUGGAGGCAGGAACCAUGGAGGACCUCGCCUCAUCAGGACAGGAAGGUUACAUCCAGGGCGUCUCUGUAGACCUGUCUGAAGACUCUAAGCCUGUUCUGAUAGAUGUGGGAGAGACAGAAAGAGAGGAGGACUCAGAGCGAAGUCGGAGCGCGGACGAGACGAGCCACAGGAACCGCUCGAAACGAGAGAGCAGACGGAUGAGAGAGCUGGAGCAGGCUCAGUUCAGCUUAGAGCUUCUUAAAGUCCGAACCACCAGUGUGCAAGAAGACCCAGACAGCAGCACCUGUCAGCUGGAAGACCAUCACAGACUCUCACCCCGGGGAUCUCCAGCUAGUCACGGAAGUUUUGAGCUGCUCAGUGUUGAAGACAUGGAGACUGAAGGCUCUGGGGGAUUUGGUUCCCAGUUGACUGCACCUCAAGAAUACCCCCAAGCACUUGACAUCCACCUACAUGAGGGGCUGAGGGAUUCAAACUUUAAUGAGAAGCCUAUGAUCGAGCCACUAAACAAGGCAGAAGGUCAGAGAGCAACAUUUUAUAUUGCUUCUGACCAAAGUCCAGCUCAUGAACCCAAAUUCGAAAGCCCCAGCAAAUCUUACAGAGAGAGAAAGGAGUCCACGUCACGAAGGCCUGUGGUGGUGUUGAUCAGUAUGCAGAAGGAGAGUCCAGUGGAUGAGGGGGAGCUGCUGGCAGCCCAAACCCUACAAGUAGCAUCUGAAACAGGAGCAGCAUCAACUGGUUCCCAAAUGUCCCCUGUUGAGGCAGUAUCAGAGAUGGAACAGCCUCAUGCGAUUGCUACCCCGGCUGAGAGUGACGUAUGUAAAGUGGACAAGUCUCCUGGGGUCCCAUCUUCAACUGUCCAUGUAUCAAGUCCAGAAUCAGGGAUUUGCUCCUCGGAGGUUGACAUCCAGAUCGUCCUGGAGCCAAAGUCCAGCAUUCCCACUGCCCUCCCCAGUCGGCAAGAGAAGAAUAAGGCGAACCGACCGGUGCAGCAGGCUCCCAGCCCGGUCCUGGACACCAAACCACCAAAGGCUCAGAAGAAGAGCUCAGGCCAGACUGUGAUUGUGAACAUGGUGGAGAAACCCUCCAACACUGUGUUCUCUCCGCCCAGACGCAAGCUGCCCUUCUCCAAGUCAGAUAAGGAUUUGGUGAACCAGGAAAGAUCUUUGGCCAUGUUUAGAGACGACUCUAAAUCUGCUGGAUCCAGAAACAGAGAGCAGGUGGGCCGCCCCGGCCCCAAAAAGAAAGCGCGAAUGUCCCGGACGCGCUCCGACUUCCUAACCCGCUGUAACUCUGAGGGGGCGACCCAGUCGGAUGACGACGAUGAAUACUACAUCCCCGCCCACUCCCACACGCUGCCCCCCUCCCUGUCUCUCCCAAACACCCACCCCGAGGCUGACUGUCACAGCGACUCCGAGAUGCCUUCUCACAAAGAUCAGAAGAAGAUCCAUAAGACCAUGUCAUCAGGAGACCUGGGCAAAGUGGAGGUCCUCAGGAAAACCUCCAGCCAGGAUGGAAGCAGGAUGAAAGGAAAGAUACGAUUCUGGAGUAAGACGAAGCACGGCGAGAAGAAACUGUCGAGAGAGAAGCAGGCCAGCAGGAGCGAAGCUGGAGAGGCACAUGAAGGCCCCUCUUCUCCUCCUCACAGUCCAGAUUUGGAGGCAGCUUCCUCUCGGGGGGUCAGGGACAGUAAGGAGAACAAGGAGCCGUCUCCAAAGAUGAGGAGACGUCGCAGCGUGAAGAUCAGCAGCAUCGCUCUGGAACCUGCCCAGUGGCAAAACGAUGCGCUGCACAUCCUCAGCUCGGCCCACGACUACCGAAGCAUGAACGACUUCCUCAUGAAAAAGAUUACUGAGUUGGAGUCUGAAGAUGGUAAGAAAGACACCAUGGUGGACGUCGUCUUCAAGAAAGCACUGAGGGAGUUCAGGAUCAACAUCUUCAACUCGUACUCCACCGCUCUGGCUAUGGAUGAUGGGAAGAGUAUCCGCUACAAGGAUCUGUACGCCCUGUUUGAGCACAUCCUGGAAAAGACCAUGCGCCUGGAGCAGAGGGACUGGUGCGAAUCGCCGGUGAAGGUGUGGGUCAACACCUUCAAGGUCUUCCUGGAUGAGUUCAUGACCGAGUAUAAGCCUAUGGAGGGAACGAUUGGCAGGGCUCCUAAACGUGAACGCAAGAAGUCCAGGAAGAAGGAAACUGACAUUGUGGAGGAACACAACGGCCACAUCUUCAAGUCGACACAGUACAGUAUCCCCACCUACUGCGAGUACUGCUCCUCGCUCAUCUGGAUGAUGGAUCGAGCCUGCGUCUGCAAACUGUGUCGCUACGCCUGUCACAGGAAGUGCUGCUCCAAGAUGACCACCAAGUGCAGUAAAAAGUACGACCCGGAGCUGUCGUCGCGGCAGUUUGGCGUGGAGUUGUCCCGUCUGACCAGCGAGGAGCGAACGGUCCCGCAGCUGGUGGAGAAACUCAUCAACUACAUCGAGAUGCACGGCCUCUACACGGAGGGGAUCUACAGGAAGUCGGGCUCCACCAAUAAGAUCAAAGAACUGCGCCAGGGACUGGACACAGAUGUGAACAGCGUAAACCUGGAUGACUACAACAUCCACGUCAUCGCCAGCGUUCUCAAACAGUGGCUCCGGGACCUGCCCAGCCCUCUGCUGACCUUUGAACUGUACGAGGAGUUCCUCAGGGCCAUGGGUCAGCCAGACAAGCGGGAGGUGAUCAGAGGGGUGUAUUCGGUUAUCGACCAGCUCAGCAGGACUCACCUCAGCGCACUGGAGCGCCUCAUCUUCCAUCUGGUCAGGAUCGCCCUGCAGGAGGAGACUAACAGGAUGUCAGCCAAUGCCCUUGCCAUUGUGUUUGCUCCCUGCAUCCUUCGCUGCCCUGACACCAUCGACCCGUUGCAGAGUGUCCAAGACAUCAGCAAAACCACCGCGUGUGUGGAGCUGAUCAUCAAUGAGCAGAUGGGCAAGUACAAAGCUCGCUUGAAGGACAUCAGCAGUCUGGAGUUUGCAGAAAGCAAAGCUAAGAGCAGACUGACCCACAUCAGGAGGUCCAUGAAACCUGUACUAAUUGCGGUUAGGUUUAUGAGCAUAACCCGCACUGCCACCCCGCCUAACACAGCUAAACUUAAGAGCAAAGGCCGUGUUCGGCAAAGCAGCACCCACGUGACCUCGCCUCCUCUCAGCCCCAAAGCAGCCGCUGUAGUGGUGGAUGGAGAGGGCUCAGGAGGAGGAGGAGGAGGAGGAGUAGGAGGAGGAGGGGGAGGAGGAGGAGGAGAGGAUGCAGCAGAGGCUGGGCUGAACGAGCAGCAGCAGCUGGCGAUGCAGCAGGAGGAGCGAAUUCUCACAGAGCAGAUCGAAAGUCUGCAGAAAGAAAAGGAGGAGCUGACGUAUGAGAUGCUGAUCUUGGAGCCUCGGAUGUCCGACGAUGAGACUCCUGAAUCUGAAGCAUCCAUCGGCACAGCGGACAGCUCUGAGAACAUCACCAUGGAGACGGAGGGAGCCACAUCAGACCCCUCUGAGCGAGGCACUUAUCGCGCCAGAAAGUCGGAGGCAAAGACCAGACGAGCUUUGCGCCGUCAGCCUGACUCCCAGGACUCCGCAGACUCCACCUCCACCAUUUCCUCCUCCUACCACCCCUCUUCCUCCCUCUCCUCCAAUGCCUCUGGCUCUCCAUCCCCUCACUACCGGUUCCGCUCCUCCUCCUCCGGGCCCCUGCUCACUUCCUGUGGUUUGGGGGCCCCGCUGGCUGAGGCAGAGGGAAGCCACGGUAAGACCCGUCACAGGCUCAGGCUCAGCCGCAGCUCCCCACGUGAGCCCUCAGGAAGCCACCGAAGGGAGUCGGACUUCAGCUCGGGGCCACAGCAGCUGGUUCUGUACGGCAGCAACGAGUUCAUGGUGUGAAGCCGAGGAGGGAAGGAACGCCAGCCGCCACCUGUUCGAGUGCAGGGUGGCGUACAGGAGGAGGAGGAGGGAGAGUCCGGGGUCGAAUGAGGCUGGUCACGGGGCGAGGAUUGUGCCCGGUGUCGCCUGCUGCCCCUCCUCGGCACCCACACCCCUCCUCCCCUGGAACAGUCAGAGCAGAGGGCUGUGGGAAUCAAAGAAGACUGGAACUAUGACACAGAGGGACAAAAUGACAGGUCAAAGAAAAAGAGGACUGAAGAAUGCUGGAGCAGAGUGAAGUGAAUAGUCGGCCAUGUUUGUUGACCCUCUGAUCUCAGCGCUGUUUGACCCCUGCUGGAGCACCAGGGGUCGGUCAGAGGAGAGAGUGAAGAAGGGAAGGACGGUUGGUGAGAGACAGAGGAAAAACCCACACAUGCAAAGCCAAAUCUUACAGAGCCCCAUCUUUAUUUUUUAGCAUGUGGGCAGGUGGAUAAAGCCACCCAGAAGAAAUGUAGCCAUACUGACUGAACUGGCGGACAUUUUGUCUGUAACCAGCGCCAAGCUAAGUCUGCUUUUCACGUUUACACAGGACACACCAGCCACGAGGCUGCAUGCUUCUCCAUCACACUUUUUCCUACAUCAGUUUGAAGAGACUGUACAGAAAUAUGUUACAUUAUUAUUAUUAUUAAUUAUUAUUAUUAUUGUUAUUCUGUUACAGAGGAAAAAUGUGUAAAUAGAAACUCCAGUGCUGCUCCUGGGUCGUUCAUUGUUGAUUAGUCUCUAUUUCCUGUUUUCAAUUUUGCAAACUAAAGUGUUCAGGUUCCACUUUUGUUUCUGUGCUGGUUUUGCUCGGUUUACUGUCCUUUGUUUUCUCUGAUUUAACGAUGAACAGAGCCAGCCUCGGGCGUCCUCGGGUUAUACACCUGAGAAAUAAUAGAAGGAAAAGUGUUUGAUCCGCGCCCACAGAGCUACACGUCUGGGGCCAGAUGCAUAAAACUCUGUGUAAAACUGUGUGUCCGCACAAAGACAGACAUAUACAUACACAUUAUUUUUCAUCAGAUCAACAAAGCUGUGCGUAUGCCUGAUUCUGUUUUAUAAAUUUCCAUCAUUGAGGCGCUGGGUGCACAUACACAGGUCUCAUUUCCACACCCACAGUUUGCCAUGAAAGGAUCUAAAAAAAAAAAAAAAAAAAAAAAAAACCAUACAUUU
Messenger RNA from Epinephelus lanceolatus (giant grouper), 9099 nucleotides. RefSeq names its product unconventional myosin-IXAa-like. Gene Ontology annotation, biological process: establishment of epithelial cell apical/basal polarity; intracellular signal transduction. The record is from RefSeq and is a predicted model, not a curated record. Gene Ontology annotation, molecular function: ATP binding; microfilament motor activity; GTPase activator activity. Lineage: Eukaryota; Metazoa; Chordata; Actinopteri; Perciformes; Serranidae. Gene Ontology annotation, cellular component: actin filament; axonal growth cone; myosin complex.